Rotaria sp. Silwood1 is the source of this 3690-nucleotide messenger RNA. Lineage: Eukaryota; Metazoa; Rotifera; Eurotatoria; Philodinida; Philodinidae. The record is from the annotation of a GenBank genome assembly.
AUAGUAAUACAUAUAAUAUUUAUAUUUUUCGUUCACGAUACGAAACGCCCUCUUUCAUAUUUGGAGGUUAGGUGUCUUUUUAAUGCAAUGGCGAUUUUAUGUGUUUACGUUGAAAUGUGUGUAGAUUAUAUCAACCUAUGUGUAUGUAAGUUAGUUUAGUUCCGUUCAGUUCGGUUCAAACGUCCUCUAACGUCGUUCAAUCUUGUUUUAUGUUACUCUAGCGACAUGAAAAUAUAAAAAUCCGUUUUGCAGUAUUUAAUCUAAACGAAUAUGAAGAAAGAUGAAAUUAAAAAUUUAAUUUGAUUUACGACUGGGCAUAUUUUAAUUUUUUAUAAUUAAACAUUAGCUUUUGAUAAUCGCUAAUCAAAACCAGUGAUUAACGCACGAUUUAUCACUCUGAUUUAUCGCCGAUUGCGGAAUCAUCUGCUCUUUCUCUAUAAUCGCAAUAAAGCCCAUUUGAUCCACGAUUUCCCUGUCAUAUAUGAUUAAUCGCGAUUUUACGCUAAUUUUUUCGAAAAUUGGUAAGAUCAUCAUGAUUUGCAUGAUAUGGGAGCAUUGAACUAGUAAUGACAAUGCAUACUUUCCAUAUACAUGCAUAUGGAACGAUAAUAUAGGAUUGAUGAGCAGGGCUGUAACUUGUUUUUUUCUUUAAACAAUAUUUAUUGGUGGCACUAACAUUAAUAUUUAUAGAGCAAAUAGAGCUGUACGUGCUCGAGUAACAGUGUGAAAGUCUUCUUCAUCAAACAAAAUCAGAUGCCUGAUUUCAGUAUUGUUUUUUUCUGGAUGAGCAAAUAUUGUUGGGUUUUGAAGAGAUAUUUUCUAACGAUAAACGUAAUCGAUCAUAUAAGCACGACCGAUAGUACAAUCACAUUCGAAUAUAAGUGUCAAGCGAAUGAUUAUUUGAUUAAGUUUUUGAAUGAAUAAUUAUAUUCGUAUGACCUAUUCUAAUGCUACAAUCUAUUCUAUGGUUGGCUUUUUCUAGUAUUUUUACCUCUAAAUUUUGGGAUAUUUUGGAAACCUUUCAGUUAUUUUCUCGAUUAGUAUUGUCAUAUUCGACAGAAAAAAUCACAUUUAUCGUUGAUCAAAAUUAUAUCUUUCUAUUUAUUGAAAUUUUACUCAAAAAAAUGUUAUUGUGAAUUCUGUAUGGAUUCGUAUUUUAUUUAAUACAUAUAAAGUCCAUAGUAGAGUUCUUUCAAAUUUAUAUUUGACUUCAAUAUUGUGAUGAUUUCUGAUAGAACGAGCACUGGCAAAGAUGAAGUUGUGCUUUAAUCAAUUUCUUUUAUCAGCGAUCUCAUUUGUUUCAUAGAAAAUACAUGAGUAUAUAUAUAGGCAGCAAAGCGACAACUAAUAGAUCAAAACCAAAAACGAUAUCACACAAGAGUACAAGUUUGGAGAGAAAAUACAAACUAACGAUAAGAUGUGAUAACAGAAAAGCUCAGCCGUAUACAUUAGAAACAGAUAUUCUAGAAAGUGAGUUCUGAAAUUGAUCUUCUUUUCAUUCAUAUUCGUAUCCAUAUUAUAUAGUAUUUAAUAUUCUAAAGAAGAAUUUUCAUGCCAACAAAGAAAGUAUGUCUUGAAAUAUAUUUGCCACUAUUUGAGUGGAUAUAAACUUUAUUUUCAUUGUUUUAUUCAUUCUUCGUUUAAAUGCAUAAUGCAACAUACGUCAUAUUUUGAUUUUUACGCGUACACAAUAAUACACAAUGCCAUCUGUAGCAUUUUCACACAAAUUCUGUACACAAUCUUAGCAAUUAAUUUUGAACCCAUCUCCUGCACUCACCCUACCAACUUCGCCUAAAUAGUCUUCAAAAUAUAUUUUCAGUUUUGAGAAUUCUUUCUCGAAUGCUGAGUCACUCUUUAUUGUCCUUACCUAUAAUCAACAAACUUGGCUUUUUCUGUUUUAAAUCAACAACAAAAAUACUCUACAACGACACAUUUUUCGAGCAUGCAAAGUUUAAAGCAGUUCUCAUGAUGCGAAUGUUUAUAUUCUGCAUGUGUUAUAUUACGUCAUUAAGUGUAUGAAGACCUUUUAAGCUGCAGUUUUUAUUUAGCUUUUAACAGUAGCAGAUUGUAGUGAAACAUACCGUAUUAAUAUCUAUAUGAUGCCAUACAAUUACGAAAUGGCAUAAUCAUGUUAGAUUUGUAAAUAUACAAAUAUUAUUAAUGCAAUUUUAAUAAAUUUUAUCUAUAUCGAAUCGGAAACUAAUUUUAUGUUAUAUAAUAUCUUCUUUUGUUGACUAGGGCAAUUGGCAAUAAAAAAAGUUUUCCGUUUGGUCACUGCAUACAAAGAAAAUUUCUGGAAACGAGACAAUACAUCAAUUUAACAUGUCGAUAAUAGAAUAUAUACCAUUUAAUUUCUUCCGCAUGAUAUCAAUUUCACCAGGUUUCUACGUUCUUAUUUUAGUCGUUUUUCUUGCAUAUAAAUUACUAUUGUGUCCAGAAAGACCUUUACAUUUAACAGGAGAUUGGCAAGACUCUCAGGUUGUUCUCCAUUGGUGUACUUCAUCAAGGGCACACACCUAUCAAGUUUAUUACAGAUCCAACAAAAAUGCAACCGUCAAGUGGAAAUCUAUACCGAACUUACAUUUGAAUACAUGCUCUCUUACUAUAGUUAAUGGCAUCGCCUACGACAUAUACGUUGUGGCACAAAACUCCUAUGGAUUAAGUUUUAGUUCGGUCGUUCUUAACGGACGUUCUCGUGCUUCGCCACCUACAAAUCUCAAUGUUUCAGCUAACUCAGGAGAUAAUACCGUCUUUUUACACUGGACCCCAGUCGUGAAUUGUAAAGGUUAUAUUAUUGAAAGGAGAGCAUAUUCACUUUCAAAAAGUACAUUUUCUAUUAUUAAAAAACUGAACGACCCUUCAUACAAAACAUUUGAAGACAAUACUGCAUUUUUUGGUAUCAAAUAUUAUUAUGUAGUUAUCUCACUUGAUGAAGCUGGUGAAAGCAGUUGCUCAAAUGAAGCUACUAUGUAUCUACGUGCUCCAGCACCCAAAAAUGUUGCUGUAAGGCUUAACAAUGACAAAACUGAUACAAUUUCAUUGCAAUGGAUGUUGGUACCAAAAGUCGAGGGAUAUAUCAUUAAACGAGCGACAGGAUCACCCAAUAGUGCAUAUUUUUCCAUCGGAAUACUGUAUGAUUCAUCAGCCACAAAUUUCGAUGACAGUUCAUUCAAAUUUGGUGUUACAUACUAUUAUACUGUCACAUCAAUCGAUAAAGCUGGUGAUGCUGAUGAGUCACCGGCUGUCUCCAUCUGUCCUCGUUCUUAUGCACCUACGAAUAUUGUUAUUAUAUAUGAACAGACAAACAAUCUCGUUGCUUUGCAAUGGAAACCAGUAGUGAAUGGUAAUGGCUAUAUUGUGAAGCGAGCAGCAGGUUCAUUGAAUGACACCUUUUUUAUUAUCGAUAAAAUUAAUGAUCCGGCAAUCACAACAAGCAAAGAUAUUUCAUUCGUAUUUGGAACAAAAUAUUAUUAUGUAGUCGCUUCCUUUGAUGAACUUGGUGAAAGUAAUCAGUCAGAUUCAGUUAGUGUGGUAUGUCCACGUGCUCCGGCGCCAGCCGAUCCAACGUGUUCUUACACGGAGAAUGCUGAUAAUUGCAUCGUUUUGCAGUGGAAACCAGUAUUGAAUAGUAAAGGCUAUUUUGUUAAACGAGCACACAUCACAAAUAGUUCUGGAGUUACAGGAAGGUGA